Nasonia vitripennis (jewel wasp) is the source of this 2901-nucleotide messenger RNA. RefSeq names its product MAK10 homolog, amino-acid N-acetyltransferase subunit (gene Naa35). The transcript is spliced from 10 exons. The record is from RefSeq and is marked inferred. Gene Ontology annotation, cellular component: NatC complex. The coding region runs from base 1 to 2196 and encodes 731 amino acids. NCBI's taxonomy places the organism in Eukaryota, Metazoa, Arthropoda, Insecta, Hymenoptera, Pteromalidae. Gene Ontology annotation, biological process: N-terminal peptidyl-methionine acetylation.
AUGGCGAGGUUAAUGGAAGAUCAGAGCUCGAUAGAAAUGAACGAUGAGAAGGAAACGCUUGAACAAGAUUUUUAUAACUGGGUGGAUAUCACGCAGGAGUUCUUCGAAGCUAUCACAGAGUUGGAGCUUGGAGAACUGCUGCACGAUGAGCUCUUUGGACUAUUUGAUGCGAUGGCUGCCAUAGAGAUGAUGGAUCCAAAAAUGGAUGCUGGAAUGCUGUGCAAUAGGGGUAAUAACAAGCCAUACACUUUUGCACAGGCAGCAAGUACAGGGGUGAUCAAGUUGGAUGGCUUGACACCUGCAGAAAUCAUUGGGAUUAUCGAUUCAACGUAUGCUUGCAUAGUUUCAUGGCUGGAGGGUCACAGCUUAGCACAGACAGUUUUUACUAAUUUAUAUUUGCAUCAACCGGAUCAAAUUAUUGACAAGACUUUGCAGACAUUUUGUUAUGCUGUUUAUAAAAUCAUUGAGGAGAUUAGAGAAUGCAUAGUCAAAGCUUCUGUAUACGAAGAGGAGGACUUCCAGAGCGUUAUGUAUGGUGGCUAUAAGCUUCAGGCUGAUAUCACAGAACAAACAACCAUUUCCAUGUUAAGAGAAGUUGAAGAAGAGUUGCACAGGAAAAGUAGAAUAAAACCUGUUGAUGAUGAAAAAGAAAGAGAGUAUAAUGAUGGAUUAGCUCUUUAUGCUAGAAUUAGAUUCACGAAAAUGUUUUAUCAAGUUUUAACGUUAAUGGGAAGAAAAGAGCAGUUGACACAAAACUUGACUGGUUGUCAGCGUUUUCUAUCCAAUUGUUCUGACAUGAUUCAAGUUAUGAUAAAAACAGUAAAUAGAGGAGCCAAGGCUGAUGAAAUAACAAACCAUCCAAAUGUUAUGGGUUUUGAUCCCAUGAUCAACCAAAGACUACUGCCACCGACAUUUCCAAGGUACACCAAAAUAAAGCCGAGAAUAGAAGCCCUGGAAUACAUGGACGAGCUUAUAAAUCGAUUUAAAACCGUCACGAAAAUCACGAGUUAUACCAGUUUUCACGGUGCACUGGACUUCUUUCUCGAAUUCUCACGUCAAAGUCCGUGCAUUCUAUCAAGGUCGAUGCUGCAAAUUGUUUAUCUGUUCAAUCGCGUCUUCGUUACUGAUAAUUUUGCGGAUCUAUUAAAGGAUGCUGCUAGAAAUUUCAUUGCACCACCUGCUUUAAUGCCGAGAAGUACUUUGUUACAGAGUCAUCAAGCCAAGGAGUGCGUUGAUAACUUUUUAGCACAUUGUGCCAACUUUUUCAGUACUCUGUUACAGACUACUGGCCAUAAUAGGGCUCGGCAAAGAGACAGAUUAGCUUAUUUGUUUGACAACUUUGCAGCUUUGCAAGACGAGGCUGAACGAGUUGACAGUUAUAUGCAUGCAUUAUCUUUGAAAAGUGAUACACCCAGGCCGCAUUUAGCGUGUUUUGGAACUUGGAUUUUGUAUCACACUUUGCGUGUUAUGGUUAUGUACUUGUUGAGUGGCUUUGAACUUGAACUCUAUUCAGUUCAUGAAUACCAUUACAUAUUUUGGUACCUUUACGAGUUCCUAUAUGGUUGGCUUGUCUCUGCCAUAACGAGAGCGGAUUCAUUUAUAAUGGAACAGGAUAUGCAGAACGAAUCGAGAGCAAUUAAUCAGAAAGGUCGAAGCAGUAAAAAGAGCGCGAAGAACAAGAAAAAGAAAGCAACGCUUCGGCCGUUCCAUCUAGAAAUAUUGAUGUAUCAAGCAAUGCAAAAUAUUUGCGGUGGCUUUUACAAGGCACUGGUGGGUUUCCGUAUGGACGGUAGGAUACCAUUACCAGAGAGUCAAUUUGACUGUGAGCGGGUUCGAUACGAACAUCGGCUGCUACCCUUUUCUUCUCUGAUUACGCCACCGCCAGUACCCUAUAAAAAGUUCAUAGAGAUGACAAACGCUCAAACGAGCAGAUCGAGUGAGAAAAACACUAGUGCAUCUCAAUACUUUGAUGGUUGUCGACAUUUUCAUCAAGCUAAAAAUAUGUUGGAUCGCGCGUUAGAGUUGAAUCCAUUAAAUCCGAACACUGUAAACGAGAUAAACGAUUUGUUGAAAGUUGUUAAAACUAAUUUCAUUGUGCUGAAACUUUUAAAUGGAGGCCACAAAAUAGAUUCCAAGGAGCCGCCAGUUUUCGACUUUAAGUGUCAUCCGCACUUCCCUAUUAUAAAGCUUACUUAAUCAGCUUCUCUUCGUGGCAAUACUAUUUUUUAACGUGCGCGUCAUCACUAUUUAUUAUAGUUAAAUGAGAAGUAUAAUGGUAACGAAAAGCUGACGUGAUUUUCCGAUUCGAGUUCGUCUUCCCCGGAGCAUUAAUAACGGUUUUCUUCGAGAUCCACCCAACUUUUUGCUGUACAUUGCGCGUAACCCCACCUAACAAUUUUGACAAUCUAAACAUAACAAGUGAUAACAUUCAUUGUUAAUUUAAGGUUUAGUUAGUCGAGUGUUAAGAGACGUGUCUCGAAAGACUUUAACUCGAAUGUUUAAUUUUCUUUAAAAGACUAAGUUUGUAAAUAUAUAAGUAUAACUAGGCAUUGUAGUUAUAAUGUCGGCUGAACGAGAAAGAAAAUAGCGACCGAGGUCGUAAGCGUUUCUUUUAUCGAGAAUAUUUCACGAGAUGUACAAAUUUUAUUUUUCUCUCCCGAGCUGUAUUCGGCUCGUCAAUUAAAUGGAGUUUACGUUCUUGUGUGUUGUUUAUGUUUGCGCUAAAUUAAUUGACGAUGUACAAAAGCAUAAUCAUCGCGUAAUAGUAGAUAUACAUAACUUUGAAAAAUGAAAAUACAAAAACAAUGCAUCGUACUACAUCAAAUCAGUGACAAGAAAGCAAGAUCUCGAGCUAUAUUGUUCAUUCGUUAUAAUCAAAUAAAAACGCACUUGUCACCGGAA